Molecule: messenger RNA, 2334 nt
Organism: Phacochoerus africanus (Common warthog)
Lineage: Eukaryota; Metazoa; Chordata; Mammalia; Artiodactyla; Suidae
Gene: CFAP299
Product: cilia and flagella associated protein 299
Exons: 6
Coding region: 117-746 (209 amino acids)
Source: RefSeq, a predicted model, not a curated record
UGACGCCCACGGCUCCGCCCCGGCUCCGCCCCGGUCGGAGGGGGCCGAGUGGGUGGGACUCUCCGCCCCCGCCCCCCGGCCCCUGUCGCUAGGGACGCGGCAGCCGGGCAACCGCGAUGGGCCCGGAGGAGGGGUCGACGCCGGUGGACAACGUGGUCACUCAGUUCAGCACCUAUGAGGACUUCCUGGACUCGCAGAUCACCACGGUGGACUUGUACUACCUGGAGGACGAAGGCCUGGCCCGCCAGCUGGUGGAGCUAGGCUACCGAGGAACGGGCGAAGUGGUGAAAAGGGAGGACUUCGAAGCAAGGAAGGCAGCUAUAGAGACUGCGAGACUGGCCGAGAGGACCCAGAAAAAGACAUUGGCAAGCGCUGGCGAAGACCUGCAAGAUAAUUUUCUGAAGGCUCUGGCAGUGAGAGAAGGCGACAAUCGCAGUGGAAAAGUGAGCUCGGUGAUCUUUAUUCGUGACAGAAAUUCUCAUGGGCAAGAGGUGUCAGGAUACAUUGACUAUGCCCACAGGCUAAAGGUUGAAGAUUUUGAAGUCUACUUCAGUGGGAAAAAAAGACUUCUUCCAAAACCCACGGAUAUGAGCUUUUACAACUGGGACAGUCAUGUUGCUGUUUGGAACUCAACUCCCAACUACCAAGUGAUUGCUGAUAAUCCAGAAGGCUUGCUUUUCAAAUACAAAAGAGACAGAAAAAUCCUCAACGUGGACCCUAAGAGCCACAACUCCUAUGCAUGUUAAAUGAUACCUCAUUGUGGUGAGCUUAUCUCUCGUGUCUUACCUUGUGCUGUGGUCACAGUACUAAGGUCAAACGAAUGCAGUUGUUGGAAAUUGGAAAUCCCAUUUAGGGAAGCUCAUGAGGUCAAUUUUUACCCAGUAAAGAAGAGAGAGCUGUUAUGCCUGAGUCUCGGGUACACGAAGAAAGUAAUUUUAACUUGAAACUAAUGGCUGAAUGCAGAGCCAGGGAAAGGGAAUAUCUGAAAUGUAUGUGAGCAUCAGCAGAAGAGUGGGCCAAAGACACCGGACCAAAGAAGGAGCUAGCCGACCACAAGGAAAUGAAACCAGAAAUUGAGCAAUGCAAUAAAGAGUCAAGAGCAUUAAGAACCAGACUAUUUGGCAAGCUGAUGUUGGUGACUGGCCAAAUCACUUUAUCUCUCCAGACUUUGGCUCUUGAAGGUCCCUUCAAAAUCCAAAGCAUCUAUGAUUUCUCCUUGCUGUUUUUCUAAUCUAUUUAUAGGCUCCCUCAGCUGAAUAGAAUAGCCUUGCAAAUUCAGUGUCAUUUUCUCCAAGUGAUAGUUCAAGUGCACUGUCCAAGACUCUGGUUGCAGGGAUGGCCAUCCAAUUUGAAGCUUUAUUUUAAAAACACCGAGGUGUCUCCUAGAACUAGGGAAAGGAAUAUGUCUGCAUCCUAGGAAUAAUCAUAAUCAAACACUUGAACCCUGUCAGAAGUCCUUCCCUGUCUCAUUACUGUGGUCUUAGCUAUGCGUCACUACUCUCUUCUGACAAAACAGCCUGUUUCUCCAGAUGCACCUCUCUUCUCCUUCUCUCUCUCUUUCCCCUUCCUCCCUCUCUCUCCGUCUCUCUCCCCGCCCCCCUUUCCAUCUCCCUCUCUUUUCCUCCCUCUUUCCUUCCCUCCUUUCCCCACCCCUGCUCCCUUUUUUCCUCCAAGUCCAGAAUCCCAGAGAAGGGAAACGGGAUGGCAUCAAUCAGGAGCCCAGCCCCAACUAAUAUUUAAAUUCUAGAAAGGCCAGGUGACGCAGAUUUACGUUCUCCUUAAUGACAACAACUAUGACAUUCUUGUGAAUGAGUGAGAAUCUUCAGAAAGGCAGGCAACUCUACGACCAGACAGUGCUUCCAUGUCAACGGAGUAGAGAGAGAGUGUAGGAGAGAAAAAAGGGAGAAGUCUGGGAUGCUGAGGUCCUUGGUCCCUGGAGCACCAGUUCACACUUCUUGUCACUAGUGGUGACAACAGGGAAAGCAGCAGUGGCAAGGUGACUGGAUGAAUAUUCUCUUUGUAGGAUUUCUGCUUUAUGACACAAUUUUCUAAGAAAGUAUAGAAUUAAAACUACUUGAUCUGUGACAAGCCUCUUCAAAUUUUAUUGUAUACCCCAGAAUGAUAUGAUUUAGACAGUCAGCAACAACCAGAAACUAUCUUAACCUCAAGGAAACUAAAAGAAAAUAGCUACUUAUUCAAUUAUGGGAAAUGCACCACUUAUUUGUUUAUUUGGGGGGUUAUUUCUUUAUUGUGAGCUAGAUACUCUUUUUAGAGGCACAAUAAUAAAUGCAUGCUUCCCUCAAGAAAUUCACCAGCUUGGAUUAAAAAAGAACC